CAACCAUUUGAGACAUUUCUUUGAAGCUUUCAGCUAUGGCGUCGAGACCAACAGCGAGAAUGGUGCUGAGGCGAAGGACUCAAGCUCCGAAGCCAGUGGGCGUGAAAGUGGAAGAUGGGUCGGAGUCAGAAAAUGGGUCGGGGUCGGAUUCAGAGUACGACGGCGUUAGCUGCCAGGAAUGUGGGUCGGGUGAUUUCGGGUCGAAGCUUCUUCUGUGUGACAAAUGCGAUAAAGGGUACCAUUUGUUUUGCCUUAGGCCCAUCCUUGUCUCCGUCCCCAAAGGCUCUUGGUUUUGUCACUCUUGCUCCAAUCGCCAUAACAAGUUGAAGUCAUUCCCCCUUGUUCAAACCAAAAUUGUUGAUUUCUUCCGCAUUCAAAGAUCUUCAGACUCAAGAAACAAACUAGUUGAAGAUUACCGAAAGAAACGGAGGCGACCUAGUAGCAUAGUGAUAUCAAAGAAGAGAAGAAGGUUGUUACCAUUCAACCCGAGUGAGGAUCCUGCGAGGAGAUUAGAGCAAAUGGCGUCACUUGCAACGGCAUUGACAGCCACUCGAACAGAAUUUAGUAAUGAACUCACAUACAGACCUGGCAUGGCACCGAGGUCAGCUAAUCGUGCAGCCCUUGAGCUGGGGGGAAUGCAGGUAUUGUCAAAAGAAGAUAAUGAAACCUUAAAUUUGUGCCAGAACAUGAUGGAGACGGGGGAAUGGCCACCUCUCAUGGUUGUUUUUGAUCCUCAAGAAGGGUUCACGGUUGAGGCAGAUAGAUUUAUAAAGGACUUAACGAUAAUUACAGAAUAUGUUGGAGAUGUUGAUUACUUGAAGAAUCGUGAAAAUGAUGAUGGGGAUAGCAUGAUGACAUUGCUUUCUGCGACUGAUACUUCAAAAAGCCUUGUCAUUUGUCCUGACAAGCGUAGUAACAUUGCGCGCUUCAUCAAUGGCAUUAACAAUCACACGUCGGAAGGUAGAAAGAAGCAGAAUCUCAAAUGUGUGAGGUUUGAUGUCAACGGACAGUGUCGGGUCUUACUGAUUGCAAACAGAGAUAUACGAAAAGGAGAGAGAUUGUACUAUGAUUACAAUGGAUAUGAGAAUGAAUACCCAACUGAGCAUUUUGUCUAACACUUUUUCCUUGUCACACAUACCCUCACGGCCUCAUUGAGUUCAAUGAAAGCAUUUGGCCACUAACAGGCUAAUUAUAUUGUCAA
Messenger RNA from Quercus lobata, 1201 nucleotides. It is a transcript of the gene ATXR6, whose product is annotated as TRITHORAX-RELATED PROTEIN 6. Gene Ontology annotation, molecular function: protein binding. Lineage: Eukaryota; Viridiplantae; Streptophyta; Magnoliopsida; Fagales; Fagaceae. Bases 36 to 1115 code for a protein of 359 amino acids. The record is from RefSeq and is a predicted model, not a curated record. The transcript is spliced from 6 exons.